Messenger RNA from Anastrepha ludens (Mexican fruit fly), 2452 nucleotides. RefSeq names its product Y-box factor homolog (gene yps). The record is from RefSeq and is a predicted model, not a curated record. Lineage: Eukaryota; Metazoa; Arthropoda; Insecta; Diptera; Tephritidae. Gene Ontology annotation, biological process: regulation of gene expression. The transcript has 4 exons. Bases 242 to 1198 code for a protein of 318 amino acids. Gene Ontology annotation, molecular function: nucleic acid binding. Gene Ontology annotation, cellular component: nucleus.
GCGGAAGAUGCCAUUUUGUCAAUCGUAUAAGAUCUGGAAAGAACACCAUUGCGAUACAGCAGAAAAGAAUUGGGAGUGAUUUUUUACCAUCCAUCACUCAAAAUUAACAACAGAGUAGUUGAAAGAGUCCCAAACAUCAAGAAAAAAUAAUACUGUAAAAAGCUAACAAAAAUUCGUUGAAAUCCGAUUACGGAAUUUAAAGAACAGAAAAAAAACAUACGAAAAUUUUGUGAGCUAAGAAAUGGCAGACUCGGACAAACAGCUACCGAUUGAGCAGCAGCAGCAACAACACCAGCAGGAUGAUCAACAAGGUGAUGCUGCUCAGGCCCAAUUGAAGUCGCUACCACCAAAAGAAAUCAUUGCUACCAAAGUAACUGGCACCGUGAAAUGGUUCAAUGUAAAGAGCGGAUAUGGUUUUAUCAACCGAAAUGACACCAAGGAAGAUGUUUUUGUACACCAGAGCGCCAUUGCAAGAAAUAAUCCGAGAAAGGCAGUUCGAUCCGUUGGUGACGGUGAAGUUGUGGAAUUUGAUGUGGUCAUUGGCGAAAAGGGCAAUGAAGCCGCCAAUGUGACUGGUCCAUCCGGUGAACCUGUUCGAGGUAGUCAAUUUGCAGCAGACAAACGUGGACAUUAUCGUCAAUUUGGUAAAACUUUGCGAAACAAGCCUCGAGGUGGUCAAGGACCAGACGGUAAUGUUCAGCAGGGUGGUGAAGGGGAAAUAAGAUCGGACGAUCAGCAGCAGCAGCAGCAACAACGUCCGCAACGUAAUUACCGUCGUGGAGGUGGCCCUGGUGGUCCUGGAGGCCGUGGCGGCCGCGGACGUCGUCGUAUAUCCAACUUUUAUACACGAAACCCAGGAAGACGCUCGGGUGGUGGCGAAGGUGGACUGAUAGAGGGUGGCAAUGACCAGAACGCUGACUCUACACAAAGAGGUGGUGAUGGUCAAGGCUUGCCCGCGCGACGUGGAGGUACACCAAGACGUUUCUUCCGUCGCAACUUUAAUAAUGGCGGAGGUCGACGUGGUCCACGUGGAGAUGAUGGCAAUGGUGGGCAAGGUCCUCCGCGCAACAAUCGUCCAAGACGAAACAGAAAACAGAGCGGAGCUGGAGGUGCCUCUGGUGGCGAAUGUCAACACCAACAGCCUCAGCAGGAUGUUGGUCACGAAGUGCAGAAUACUACAACUGAAAGUACAGCAUAAAUCAAUUUUACGGUUAGGUGCCACUAAUGUGAUUCUACACUGAAGAGCCGACCAACCAAUCAAUCAACCAUUACUACUGGAGCGGAGUCGAGCAGUAAAAGCUCGUUUGAAAACCAAAUUAAUUUAGUUUUUUUUUUUUUGUUUUUUUUUUUCUUUUUGUUUUGAAAGAUCCUUGGAGAACGCAUUACACACUACUAAAAACGAAUAUCUAAAAACAAAUUGUUUUCAGCUAAAUGUAUUUAGCUAUGCGUUAAAAAAUUAAAAACAAAAAGCUGAACUGUCAUCUGGUAUACAAAUAUGCGUUUUAUGUUGAAAUUUAGCCCCUCGGACGUCUUCACUUUAAAUUGAGCUUUCUAUUCCUGCGUGAAGCAAUUAGGCUGAUGGUAGAAACGAAAUGUCCGUCAAAAUAUUUAAUCACCUCUCUGGUCCUAUUUAUUAAUUUUUUUUAAUAUCUGUAAAAUGUACAUAUGAUCGUCAUGUUUGUCCAUUAUUAUAUUAUACAUAUAUAAAAUAUUUAUUUAAUAAAACGUGUGCCUAAGUUGAAAGUUAAUUUGCAUUGAAGUUACAUGCUUUUGCUAUAUAAUGUUUGUCGUGAUACAAUAUUUACCAAUUUACUGAGAUUAGAAAUACAUUUUCUCUAAAAUUAAUUCUCGACACACAUUGUAACGGGAAGGUAUAUAAUUACAUAUAUUUUUGCUGCACAUACAAUUUAUGCUUUCGGCGAAUAGUAACCAAUGAAAUGAUGCUUUCUUCCAAAUCAUUUCGAUAACGUAGCGAAGCUUAUUAGGCAAAGCUUUAAAAAAAUAUUUUGUCAUCGUAUCCUUUAUUUUUGCAACAUUUUCAUAAUAUCAGAUUAAUUAUAGUACAACUGAUAUUAAUUUCUUCUAUUUAAAGAUCUGCCAUUUUAUUCUAUUUUUUUUACUAUGUAUUUAAUUGAAUAUGCCUUAAAAUGUGUGGACCAAAAAUUCAAUCAGCAAAAAUUUACUUACAAAUCAUUGAGGCAGAACCUAUGCCAAUGUAAUAUUUUUUUAUACCAAUAUACGAUCACAUUAUUUAGUAAAGUUUUUUUUUUUUUCUGAACAGUCGGUCAUAGCAUUAAGUGUUUUCAGUGUUCUUGCAAAACAUACUCAUGAAUCAUAAUUAUACACACUAAUUGUCCAAAAGAAUUAUAAAAGCGGAUGCAUACGUAAAUCUUUUGUUUAAAAAAAAUACAAAAAAAUUGUAAAACCGUGAAUAAAUCUAAUUAGAAACUUA